This is a messenger RNA of Durusdinium trenchii, 684 nucleotides long. The record is from the annotation of a GenBank genome assembly. NCBI's taxonomy places the organism in Eukaryota, Dinophyceae, Suessiales, Symbiodiniaceae.
AUGUCAUGGCUUGCAGGCGAAUUUAUGACGCUACCAGCAGCCGCGUUCAAGAUUGCCAAGGAGCGGCUCCUACAGUUCCGCACAGCAAAGAAGAGAUUCCUUGAUAAACAUGUGCCAGGGUUGAAGGAUUGUCCAGAGCCUGGUCCGAAUGACCCGCCUCAUCCAAGUUUUUUCUUCAACAGACUACGUGUGCAUCAGGAAUAUUUCUUCCUGAAGCAGGGUGAGCGAGAUUUGAGGGCGCUCUAUGUGAUCUACAGAGGCAAUGUGGAGCUCAGACAAGAGAAGGAGAGCGGGUCAGCGGUCUGCCAGAAGUUGCUUCCAGGAAGCAUGUUUGGGUCUUGGAUCCACAGUGCAGUAGAGCCACUCUCUGCUGUGGCCGCAACUACAUGUGAGGUGUGGUAUGUCAAGGCCUCCGACAUGAGAUAUUUGCCGCAACACUUGCUGAAGACAAUUCAGCAUCACUUGUCCAUCGAAUAUGCAAAGCUGCUAAAGGCGGUGUAUGUCGAAAGAGCAUUUGGCUGGGACAAGCCUUUGCAUCUGCCAGAAACCCCUCGAGACUUUGAGCAAGAUGAUCCACAAAGAUGGGCUGAGCAAAUUGUUCGCGAGGUUCAAGACCAAGAGAUGCGCACGCAAUUUUUUGCCGCUACCAUUGGCCAAGAUCUUAUCAAUAGGAAAUGGCGAUGA